GCUCAAAACCCAUUUCGCUGGUUUUCCUCCAGAAGAUACCUUCGGGGCCGGCUGUCUGCUGUCCCCUCCCAGGUUCCCCUGACGAACCCUCCCGUGGAGGAGGGCGCCCUGCUGAUGGCUCCUCCACAGGUCCUGUGUUCAGGCUCUGCUGGGCUCUGGCAGUUAGUCCCCGAUGCAGGAGCUGACAGCCCUGGGUUUGGGAUCACCCCACUCUGAUGUGGCUGGGCAGAGCUAAUAUCUUUACAGCUACAAAAUACUUCCAAUUUAUACCGCCCCCCACCACUCCCCCCUUUUAUUUUUUUUAACAGAAGUUCUCAAGUAUGUGCGAUAGAUUGUUUCAGGCUGGGCUAAGAGCAAAGCCAGAGGGAAGGGGAGAUUGCAAGGUACAAACCACACCUUCCAUCUGUUGGUUUUUCAGUGGUGCGGGGGCCGUGCUGCGUGUUGCCCCUUGCCGCACCCGCUGACAGCUUGCCUGCAGGCUGCCUGUCGAGCAUUCGGUGUUCCAGCAUCCUGCAGGGCUUAGGGAGUCCUCCACGCUGUGUUGACCCCUUCGACUUUUACGUGCACCUCACAUGAACGCAGGAGGUUGCUUGCUGUGACGUGUUGCUCCCUUUAUAUGUGCUCGCAGGCUUUCUUGCAGCAAUAGAAGCAAAAAAUAAAAAUAAAAUUUUGCACAUAUGGGAACAGGUUCCCCAAUAUCCAAACUUCAAUCCACACCUCAGUACAUGGCAUGGAAGAAAACACUGAAAGGCAGCCAGGAACAGAACAGGACUCGACAUUAUUUUGCUGAAAUAUUGUCUUAGUUCCUCUUUUUAUGAUUUCUUUCCAAUUUAAGCAGCUGAACUUAUCUUCUAGGUUAAAUCUGACUUUUUGCUCUCAACCAUGGAACAUGCUCUUUGUCAAGCUGAAAGGCCCUUGUUUGCUGGGCAAGUGCUGAAGACUUCUUUGCCUCAGUCAAACUGGAGAGGUCACAGGAGGUUCAGCAAUACAGGAGCCGCAGAUUGACCAGCUUUGCUGCUUCAGGAGACCACGCUGUGUGGUGUGGAUGUGCUUGCCCAUAAUCACAGCUUUCCCUUGUAACAGUACAUCCCAGUGCCACUGCUUCUGUGCUGGAUGGUGAAACAAAUUUAUUGUGGAGGAGAUGCUGGUGCUGGGGUCAGCCAGAAAGCACCGCAUUCACCUGUUGGAGCACUUCUUUGACUGCCACAUUAUUCUGAUGAGUCAAUAAAAUGCCAGCAUGUUUAUAAACAUGCAAGAGCCAUUUCCCUGCAUUAUGGUGAGCUCGAGAUACAGCCGGCCUCUGCCAGCAGCUGUAUGCCCAAGAGUGCCCUUCAUCUGUCGUUGCUUUUUGGUGGCUAGAGAGCUUCCUCUGUGCUGUCCUUUCCAUGGUUUUGCUGUUGAUAUGUUCAGGCUUGGUGAAGGCCAGCUUGGGGCUGUCACAGCCAUGUCGCAGAGACCUGCCACCCCCAGAGGAUGGAGACCCCCCACCUCCCAGUGACUUGUCCCAGCGCUGCAGUGUCCCUGGGGCCCUGAACCUCCCAACCCACAAAUCCUGACACCAUCUCUUCUUCUACCACCUGGGACUGCCACAGGCAGCCUGGUCAGCCCAGCUCUGCCACAUCCCCAUCUGUUUUUUCCACCUCUUGGUUUAUGUGGGCAGCCUGGAUCUGAGGCCGUAUUGCUGUUGUGUCCCCUGCAGGGUGUAACGGCCUCCCCCGGUGCCUUCCAGAAUCUCUUUCCCAACUGGCACCUUCAAAACCAAGCCCAGAGCCAGGCCAAGCCCAGGGCCCGGGUGCUGGUUGGUGGCCUGGAGCCUCCUCCAUGUCAGCAUCCGUGAUGGAGCCUCCUGCCCUGGUGGGCAGCCCUGCAGGGCAGCAGAGUGGAGGCCACGAGCCUGGACGCAUCCUGGCUGAGCUGUCAGCAGCCCUGGAGAACCCGGACAUCAAAGCCUUGGAGUGGGCUGAGGACGGGAGAGGUGUUGUCAUCCACGCCACGUUCUACGAAGAGGAGAUGGGGAGGUACAAGGAGCUCUUCCCAGCACUGAUGGACCUUGGCUCUGUCCCGGUACUGCAGGCCUGGCUGCUGGCCUAUGGUUUCAGACUCGAGGAGGCAAAGACCGACCUGCAUGCCCUUGUGCUGCAGCAUGCUGAUUUCCAGAGGGCGCAUCCCGCUGCCGUGGAGCCAGGCGGCCCCGGAGGUAAUGCUGGCUCCUCUGCCAAGAAGCAGAAGAAAAGCAAGAAAAGGAGAAGUAGGAGCAACCUGCAGCCAUGCAGAAAGGUCACAUCCCGGGACACACUGGGACGACUGCCUCGCCUGCGGCCCUUGUACCAGUACAUCAACUUCGACAUGCCGGAGCUGAUGUGCCCAUCAGAAGAAGGAGGUGAAACCCUAGGGCCCACAGGGACAGCAACUGGUCCAGAGCUGGAAGGAGAGCUCCAACAAGCAUUUGACUCCCAAGGUCAUCUGCCACUAACAAACUGGCUGAGCCAAGGAUUGAGAACUCAUCUUACUGACAGCCCUUUUGCAGCCUCUCUCAUGCAUAACCCACAAGAAACCUCGACCAGCAGCGUUCUGGAGAUCCCAGCCCCAGCACUGGAUGAGAAACCCAUGCAGGUUGACAUUGAGAAGAUGCCCAGCUGCACGGCCUACCUGGUGUCACCACUCUUUCCUUAGGAUAAAUAGCCUCACAGCUGUCUGCCUCCUGUUUGACCACUACAGCCUGGCCUGCAGGGUGGUGAUCAGCACCUUGCCCAUACAAACAACCGUGGUUUUUUUUUUGGUUUGAUUUGCCCCUUUUUUUUUUUUCCUGGUUGCAGAGACCAUGAUAUACCUGAGGAGGGGCAAGGGAAACACCACCACAAUUUUUAUAAUAAAAUAUACCUGCUUGGUGUUAGAAUGCGUCAUAAUUUCUUCCUUACGUAUGAAAAGCAGGAGCCAGGGGACCAGCUGUGUCCCGUGCUGUUGGAGAUGACCCUGCAUCACCACUUCUCAUCCCAGCAGACAGCAGAACAUGGCCCCAUC
Molecule: messenger RNA, 3021 nt
Organism: Cygnus olor (mute swan)
Lineage: Eukaryota; Metazoa; Chordata; Aves; Anseriformes; Anatidae
Gene: C12H16orf86
Product: chromosome 12 C16orf86 homolog
Exons: 7
Coding region: 1822-2673 (283 amino acids)
Source: RefSeq, a predicted model, not a curated record